CGACAGCAUGUUGAGCAGCCCGACUCCCGCCUUGACAACGGCCGUACUAUGGUUUGCUCAAACUUGGGCCGCAGUACGGGCGUAUGUAGUUGGUACUACUACCGUAAAUAGUUCUUUUCUCUAGGAAUAUUGGGUUCCUCCCAAGACAUGAGCCAUUCAUGAUUCGCCCAUCCCCUGUAUUGUCGUUAUCGUCCCAUCGGUAAUGAUGCGCCCUCGACGCCAUCUCGAUCUAAGAGCAUGCCGGUUGGCCUUGAAUGCCUCCACGACGCUAGUCAUGGCGAAAUGCGUGAUGGACAACUAGUUGACAUCGUUGCUGUUCACGAUGUCCACCAAGACUCCCCCGAGACAUGGACUCAUCAAACAUCCGGCAUAAAUUGGCUACGCGACCUCCUCCCACAGGAUGUCCGUGUCGGCAGGGUAUUAUCCUAUGGCUACGAUUCGUCAGCCUCGGCCUUGCUUUCCGACGACGGCCCCGAAACCAUGCAGCGGAUGGCUGAGUCGUUCGUCCAGGAGCUUCGCGCAGACAGGCAGUUUGCGGGUGCGCUGAGGCGCCCCAUCAUCUUCGUAUGUCACGGUAUUGGCGGCGUGCUCGUGAAGAAGAGCCUGGUCUACGCCUCGACGCGGACUGCUCCCAAAGUCGCCCAUCUCUGGGACCACUAUGUCUCGACAUUCGCCAUUCUGUUCUUUGGGACCCCUCACCGGGAUGUGGACAAGUCAAGUUGGCUAGAGUAUGAAGCCAUGAUGUCCAAGUCGACACGGCGUCAGGUCGGGGCCUUCUUCCGGGCCACCGCGGGCAAAGGUGACUCUCAGAUGCCUCGAUUAGUCGACAACGAUUUUGCACCGCUUGUCAAGCAGUUUCACUUGUUCUUCUUCUGGGAGCAGCUCCCAACUCGGUUGGGGAGCCGAUCAGCAAUGCUCGUGGACCACAACUCGGCGGCCCCAAAACUCGACAAUACCGAGGCAGCGGGGAUCCAUGCGGCGCACCCGGAUAUGUGCAAAUUCAGUUCUAGAGCAUCGUCAGACUAUCGCACCGUCAUUGCCGCUUUGAUCACGUACUGCGAGAAGGCCCCCGGUAUCAUCUCUCGGCGAUGGAGACAGGCAGAGGGGGCCCUCAGGCAACUCAGGCUAGGGGAGGUCGAGGAGAUCGGAGGCUUCGGUUUCGACGUACAUCUAGAACAACCAUACCGAAGCCAGGAUAUCCGCUCAAAUGGUAAUAUGAUCCAUUUCCAUAUACCUGAAGAGACUUCACCUACAUUCGUAGGCCGCGAAGACUUGCUGAAGAGGAUACGCUUUGCCUUCUUCCCUGGUAACGGCCCAACAACUACCCCCUCCCGGAAAUCGUUCGUCAUCUUUGGCAUGGGAGGUUCUGGAAAGACGGAACUGUGCUGCAAGUUUGCUACCGACAAUAGAUUUGAAUACACGGCCGUUUUUACCAUACGCGCUGCCUCCCCUGAAACGGUUAAAGACUCGUACUGCAGCAUUGGGCAACUCGCGGGCCUAGAACCGACAGAAAGUGCUGGACGACACGUCCUGUCGCAGCUAAAGGAGCCAUGGCUCCUCAUCAUCGACAACGCAGACGAUCGCUCCAUGAAAUUAACGCGCUUAUUCCCCACCGGUGGCUCUGCGCAUAUAAUCAUUACAACAAGAGUCCGGGACUUUAGCCAAGAAGGGACACUUGGGUCUCUCGAACUCAAGGGGCUCAAAGAGUCAGAAGCCCUCCAGUUGUUGCUCACAAAAGCCAAUAUCCGGCAACCUUGGGACUCUUCAGUUACUAAAACGGCGAGGCUCAUUGCUAAGGCACUCGGCUAUCUAGCACUGGCCCUGAUCCAGGCCGGGACUUGUGUGUAUAGGGGAGUAUGCGAGCUCGGCGGUUACCUCGAGAUGCAUUCCGUGGCGAAACGGAGACAGCGGGAAAAGUCGCGCCGGUCACAAAACGACGCUAUCAGCGGCGAUGUAAUCGAGGUUGUCUACUCUACCUUUGACGUUUCUCUCAGUCUCUUCGAGAAGCCCAAGAGUGUGGUGAGCCAAGACGCAACCGAACUGUUGAAGAUGAUGGCCUUUUUCCACUUCGAGUACAUCCCCCAGGAGCUAUUCACUCGGGCGGCCACAAACCGGGACAACGCACCCAGUUCCACGAACUCGGCGUCGUGGGCAUCAAACCUAGCAAAUAGCUUCAUGCGCCGCCUGGAGCCCCCGACCCCUUUGCCCGGCUUCCUCAAAGUGAAGGACCGAGAAGUGGGAAAGCAGCGGGUCAAACUCGCGCUCGCCGAGCUUGGGACGCUUUCCCUCGUUCGCCAGGAUGGGAAGUACGUCUCGCUACACCCGUUGAUCCAUUCGUGGGCGAGGGACAGCCUCACGACCACCGAGGGUCCUCUUUGGGCCUCGAUUGCGCUGCACACCAUCAUACGAUCCAUAUCACUACCACCCAUUAGCAAUACAAAAGAUGAUGGCGAGUUUCACAGGGACAUUCUCCCACAUCUCGAGGCCUGUCUAGCUGUCACCGGCUACCCGAUAUCACCGGAUAGACGUGCGGUAGGGACGUACCGUCUGCGGGUUUCCAUGUUCCUCCAGCCGACUCUGCUCAUCAUACUUCGCGACCAAGUCCGCAUGCAUGCCAAAUUCGGUUGGGUGUUCGCCGAACGAGGUCACUUCGACAAGGCCGCUGACCAUCUCCGGAUCGUGAGGGAGAUGCUGGUCAAGCUCGCUGGGGAGGAAGACGAGAAGACAAUGAACGCAACCCUCGGCUUGGCAGGGGUAUUAUGGGGCUUGGGCCGUCUGGAGGAGGGCAUCAACCUGGGGCGCUCCGUCGUCGAAACAAGAACACGCAUUUACGGACCGAGGGACGAACGGACCCUCGGCGCGAUGAACAAACUGGGACAGUCCUACUGGCUCAACGGCCAGUAUCGCGAGGCGCUCGAGCUGCAAGGAACGACCUCGGGACUAAUGAAGGAAGUACUCGGAGAGAGCCACCCAGCCACGCUCGAAGCGCUCGACAGCCUCGGCGUGACCCUCGGGGCGUGGCACCGGUUCCAAGAAAGCCACGACGUACACCAAUUCGUCCUCGCCGCCCGCCUCCGCGCCCUCGGACCAACCCACCUCGACACGCUCACCACCAAAUGCAACCUCGCCAUGGCGCUGCUCGACCUCAACCUGCCCGACGCCGCCGAAACCGCCAUGACCGAGGUCUACACGCAACGCCAAACCCAGCUCGGCAAAGAACACCCCUGGACGCUCUGGGCGCUCAGCUACCUCUGCAAGAUCCACAUCCACCGCGGCCACCUCACCACCGCCGAAGCCCUCCUCAACUGGGGCCUCGCCGCCGCCACCCGCAGCCUCGGGCCCAACCACCUCGGCGUGCUCAUGGGCCGGGGCCAACUCGCCCUCAUCUACGCGCGAACCAACCGCCUCUCGCAGGCCGAGCACCUGAGCAUCGACACGGUGGCGCGGGUCGAACAGUCGCGCGGCGCCGCCCACCCGGACUGCGUGUACGCGCUGUGGCGGCUGGCCCGCCUGUAUGUGCUGCGCGAGCCCGACUGCGACGCCGGCGCCGGCUCGGGCUCGGAUCAUUACUCGGAUCAUUACUCGGAUGACUCGGAUGACUCGGAUGAUGUCUACCGGGCCCGGCGCGCGCGCGCCGCAGAGACCUGUGACUUGGGCCUCCGCCGUGCGGAGAUGCGUCUCUCGCUGCGGCACCCGCUUGCGCGCCAGCUGAGGCGGCUGCGGGAGGGGUUGGGGGAUCCGGAGGCUAGUGCUGAGGUGUUGUUGGCGGUACACCUCGACGGUGGACUGCGAUGAAUUGGUUUGGAGGGGUUAUAUUCUGGAUCGUAGGAGAGAGUGUUGGUGAGACUACCUUAACACCGCUUGCUCUUACGUCCACGGUAUUGAGGGUUGAUGGAAUGCAUUUCACUCUCUAGCCAAAAAAGGCGGGCUCUAGUUAAAGAGAGAGAGGGAGAGAGGGAGAGAGAGAGGGAGAGAGGGAGAGAGAGAGAGAGAGAG
Molecule: messenger RNA, 3996 nt
Organism: Chaetomium fimeti
Lineage: Eukaryota; Fungi; Ascomycota; Sordariomycetes; Sordariales; Chaetomiaceae
Exons: 4
Coding region: 238-3795 (1185 amino acids)
Molecular function (GO): protein binding
Source: RefSeq, a predicted model, not a curated record